AUGACAUUUCUUGCACCCCCAGGAGUGCCGACGGUAGCCAUAGUAACAGGCCUCAUCCCCACCACUUACAAGUGUCAUUCCCUGUGGUUUGGCUUCCUGUGUGUCCGCCUGGUGAUCCUCUUCCUGGCAGAGCUGCCUGUUACCAAACUGGAGGCUGACUCAACCUGCAAUGGCACUGGGGACCGCAUCUGCUCCAGAGUCUGUUUUCAUAGGCACUUCCACAAACCUAUGACGGUGGCCUGGAACUUUAUCUUCGUGCUGGGUGUCCUCUCUGUCCUGCUGAUGGAGCUGUUUUCCUCCCACUUGUGCUCCCUGACUAAGAAGAGGAGCUCUCAUGGAAGGACUGAUGUGGAGCUGGAGGCCCAGGUUGUGUACAAACCCGGGGCCAAGAUGGUCAUAGAUCUCCACAGAGACAGAGGCACAGUAGGGUUCUACUUACUAAGCAUCAGCCUGCAUAUUCUGGCUGAAACAUAUUUAUAUACACAUAUUCUGCUUUCUUGGAACUUGCCAACGUUGAAUUUUAGGUCCAUAUGCUCCACAGACAUCUGCUCAGAGUUGCAUGUUUGUGUUUUGAGGGCUGCCCCAGAGAAACAAUCUGUUUAUGCCUUUGCUUCCAUCUCAGGCAUGAUUAGUUCAACCCUAUUUUGUAUGUGCUCCAGUGCUCACUGCCUUUGCAACUUUUAA
Molecule: messenger RNA, 684 nt
Organism: Epinephelus lanceolatus (giant grouper)
Lineage: Eukaryota; Metazoa; Chordata; Actinopteri; Perciformes; Serranidae
Source: RefSeq, a predicted model, not a curated record